Messenger RNA from Budorcas taxicolor (takin), 645 nucleotides. RefSeq names its product sodium/potassium transporting ATPase interacting 2 (gene NKAIN2). The record is from RefSeq and is a predicted model, not a curated record. NCBI's taxonomy places the organism in Eukaryota, Metazoa, Chordata, Mammalia, Artiodactyla, Bovidae. Gene Ontology annotation, biological process: regulation of sodium ion transport. The transcript has 8 exons. Bases 1 to 645 code for a protein of 214 amino acids.
AUGGUUAUUUCUGCUGAGAUUAAAUUUACUUUAAUGUCUUUAUGUGGACUUUAUGUAGUUUGUGUGCUGGAGAGGCAAAUAUUUGACUUCCUUGGAUAUCAGUGGGCACCUAUCCUGGCAAAUUUUGUACAUAUUAUUAUCGUCAUUCUUGGUUUAUUUGGAACCAUUCAAUAUAGACCUCGUUACAUAACGGGAUAUGCUGUCUGGCUAGUCCUCUGGGUUACGUGGAAUGUGUUUGUUAUCUGCUUCUAUUUGGAGGCUGGGGACCUCUCAAAGGAAACAGACCUUAUCCUGACUUUUAAUAUUUCAAUGCACCGAUCUUGGUGGAUGGAGAAUGGACCAGGAUGUACGGUGACAUCAGUGACUCCUGCCCCAGACUGGGCGCCAGAAGACCAUCGCUACAUCACGGUCUCAGGGUGUUUUCUGGAGUACCAGUACAUAGAAGUGGCUCACAGUUCCCUCCAGAUUGUCCUCGCACUGGCAGGGUUCAUCUACGCCUGUUAUGUUGUGAAAUGUAUAACUGAAGAAGAGGACAGCUUUGAUUUCAUAGGUGGCUUUGAUUCUUACGGCUAUCAGGGGCCUCAGAAGACGUCUCAUUUACAGCUGCAGCCCAUGUACAUGCAAAUUCCCUUGGAUAACAACUGA